Messenger RNA from Piliocolobus tephrosceles (Ugandan red Colobus), 333 nucleotides. It is a transcript of the gene SPINT4, whose product is annotated as serine peptidase inhibitor, Kunitz type 4. The transcript is spliced from 2 exons. Lineage: Eukaryota; Metazoa; Chordata; Mammalia; Primates; Cercopithecidae. Bases 28 to 333 code for a protein of 101 amino acids. Gene Ontology annotation, molecular function: serine-type endopeptidase inhibitor activity. The record is from RefSeq and is a predicted model, not a curated record.
ACUAUCCUGCCUGCUGCUUGCUGCACCAUGAAGUCUGCCAAGCUGGGAUUUCUUCUAAGGUUCUUCAUCUUCUGCUCAUUGAAUAACCUAUUAUUGGGUGGUGUUAAUAAAAUUGCUGAGAAGAUAUGUGGAGACCUCAAAGAUCCCUGCAAAUUGGACAUGAAUGUUGGAAGCUGCUAUGAAGUUCACUUUAGAUAUUUCUACAACAGAACCUCCAAAAGAUGUGAAGCUUUUGUCUUCUCUGGCUGUGAUGGCAACCUUAACAACUUCAAGCUUAAAUUAGAAUGUGAUGUAACCUGUGUUACAAAAUACAAACCACCGGAAGGAAUCUAA